ACUGAAGACUCUCCUAGUAAAAGACAGAAAGUAAUGGCAUUAAUACCAACAGCAACAUACCAAGCUCCAGAUAUACCACACCGUGAGUUCCAUCCAGGGGACGGCCCUCAUACAACAUCAGGUACAACCACGCAAAUAUCCGACCAUGUUAUAAAUGCUGGUGGUGAAGAUCGAGAUAAACCUACACCACACAAGGAUACUCCUAUGGGUAAUUUACGAGCUCAGUUGACGACCUUACAAGAUCAAUUGAAUGUAUUCUUGACUGAACGUAUGAAAUUGGAUAAACAAGGUAAGCUGAAUGAACAAGAACUUGAACGAAAGAUCUUGGAUGAAGCUGAAGAUGAAGAGGAGGAUUAAUCUGGUAUAAAUAUACUUAUAUAUAUAUAUAUAUUAUUGUUAUACACGUGCUAUUUCUUACCGACUAUCUUGGUCAUGCUAUCAAUGGUCUUUUCAAGGGUUGUAGUUAAGUAAUCUUGUUUUAUAGUCAAACUCUUCUUGGUAUCGUUAAAAUCCUUUGCAUCAGAGUCUAAAUCUUUUAAAUAUGAGCUGACAUCACGAGCAACAAAGGCUUUUCCAACACCUUGCCAUACUUUUUCUGUUGGUUCACAAAGUUUAUUAAGUUUAGUUUUGGUUGAAGUUAUGGAGUUUAAAUUGGUGUUUACUCUAUCAAGUUGAAGGUUGACCAUAGAUAAUUCCGCACGGGACUUAUUUAAUUGAUUGUCCAUUUCAAUCAACACCUUCUGUAAUGCCUCUUGGUUCAUUGUGUGUGUAUGUGUGUAUGUGUUUGUGGGUUUAUAUCG
Messenger RNA from Spathaspora passalidarum NRRL Y-27907, 800 nucleotides. RefSeq names its product chromatin DNA-binding EKC/KEOPS complex subunit. The coding region runs from base 34 to 357 and encodes 107 amino acids. The record is from RefSeq and is a predicted model, not a curated record. The transcript has a single exon. NCBI's taxonomy places the organism in Eukaryota, Fungi, Ascomycota, Pichiomycetes, Serinales, Debaryomycetaceae.